GCCUCUGCCAAGCCGCUGAUCUCCUUUGUGCCGCUGAGGAGCUCCUCGCAGGGUCUCAGAAGGUAUCCGCCGCCGAGCGCCUGGCCUCCGGCCGCCGCCGGAUUCCCUGCUCGUCGGCGUCAUGCCCCUUUGACCCGAGCGCCCCCUCGCCUCGGUGGUGCUCCUCGCGCACGCCAUGGCCGACCUGGCCUGGCACGCUCUCGCCCGCCGCCGCCGCGAGCGCUGCUACCUGCUCGACUACGCCUGCCACAAGCCCUCCGACGACCUGCUCGAGGAGUGCGCGACCCCCUACGACGCGCUCGACGAGAUGGACGCCUUCUUCGACGACGCCGUCCGGGUCGUCCUCGCCAAGGCUGGCGUCUCCCCACGCGACGUCGACCUGCUAAUCCUGCUCACCAACGACCUGGUCUUCAGGUCCCGGGCCAAGAUGGAGCUCUGCUGCCUCGUGCGUGCGCACAUAGGCGCCUACGACGACACGCACGCCGCCGCCGUCCACCGUGAGGACGCCGACGGCCACCUCGGCUCAGCCUCAGCAAGGACUUCCCCAAGGCCGCCGUGCGCGCGUUCGAGGGCCCCAAGAUCAGCUUCAAGACUCGGGUCGACCACUUCUGCCUCCACCCCGGCGGGACGGCCGUCAUCGAUGCCGUCAGGAAGAACCUCGGCCUCUGUCCGUGUAUAACCAGCGGAAGUCCACGGACAGGUGAACUAAUUUACACGGACAUCACGGACAGCUGAAUAAUUUUAAACGACUUGAGCAAAUGACGCUACGGAUAUCACGGACGUGUCCGUCUACAUACUGAAGCCCAUGUGUGGUUUUGGUAAUUAAUGAUAAUCCCUAUGGACUAAUGUUUAUAUUGAGUUAUAUUUGUAGGAGUUGUCCAUAGGCAAUGCUUGAACCAUAUGUUGGCUUCAAGAUUGUAAUAAAAAGAAAUUGAUGAAAAA
Messenger RNA from Lolium perenne, 942 nucleotides. RefSeq lists its product as uncharacterized. NCBI's taxonomy places the organism in Eukaryota, Viridiplantae, Streptophyta, Magnoliopsida, Poales, Poaceae. Gene Ontology annotation, biological process: fatty acid biosynthetic process. Gene Ontology annotation, molecular function: acyltransferase activity, transferring groups other than amino-acyl groups. Gene Ontology annotation, cellular component: membrane. The record is from RefSeq and is a predicted model, not a curated record.